AUGAAUUUUUUGCUGCCAUCUCUGAGUCCAGAGGAUAAUGAUGGCCGUCAGAGAUUGCCGUCACUGACUGAAUUGCAAGAAGCUGUCUUCUCCAUGGCAAAGGAAAGUGCUCCAGGGUUAGAUGGGUUUGGAGCGAUUUUCUAUCAAGAGUGCUGGACGAUAAUUCAAAUGGAAUUGUUGGAAGCGGUUCAAGAGUUCUUUAAGGGGGGCCCCCAACCCAAGGGAUUCUCUAGUGCAUUGAUAGUCUUAAUUCCAAAGGUGACUGGAGCAUCAAAAUGGCAGGAAUUCAGGCCCAUCAGCUUGUGUAAUUUAAGCUCGAAAAUCAUCUCAAAAAUAUUAACGAACUGGCUCAACCUCUUGCUCCCCAAAUUAAUCUCACCCUGCCAGUCAGGGUUUGUCCUUGGUAGGAGCAUCACUGACAACAUCCUUAUUGCGCAGGAAAUAGUCUUAGAUCUCGAUAGGAGAGUGAAAUGUCCGAACUUGAUGCUGAAGUUGGAUAUGGAGAAGGCAUAUGAUAGGGAUGAGAGUCGUUUCUAUGCCUCUUCGGGAUCGCAGGUUCCUUACCUUGCAUUCCUAGAUGAUUUCCUAAUAUUUACCCAUUGCUCAGAGGGCGGUUUAGAUGCUUUGAAGGAAUUUUUGGACUUGUACCAGGGAGCAACAGGACAUGGUGGCCUCGAAGCUGCAUUUUCAGCAGCAACAUCUCCCUUUCACUUAUCUAGUGGCUCCAAUCUCAAGAGGAAGGUGUUGGACCCGCCGAGCGCGGCUCUGACCAAGUUGAGUAGGAUCUGUAAUAGCUUCUUGUGGGAUAAAGACGCCCGAGCCAAGGGCAUACACUGGGUGUCUUGGGAGAAGAAUGACUGCAUGGUUUGGGCUAGUUCACCCUCUGGCGAAUUCUCGACCGCAUCUGCUUGGGACCUUAUCCACCAGAGACGGACUCCGUCGCUGAUGGAUGACCUUCUUUGGAGCAAUGUUGUCCCGCUUAAGAUGUCCUUCUUUGCGUGGAAGGUACUGCGUAAUUUGGUUCCAGUGGACAUCAAUUUGAAGCGAAGGGGAAUACCACUGGCAUCAAGAUGCUCAUGUUGCCUCUCACACGAGGAAACUGUGGGCCAUGAGCUAUAG
Coffea arabica (coffee) is the source of this 1119-nucleotide messenger RNA. The record is from RefSeq and is a predicted model, not a curated record. Lineage: Eukaryota; Viridiplantae; Streptophyta; Magnoliopsida; Gentianales; Rubiaceae.